Messenger RNA from Sphaeroforma arctica JP610, 1458 nucleotides. RefSeq lists its product as hypothetical. Bases 1 to 1458 code for a protein of 485 amino acids. NCBI's taxonomy places the organism in Eukaryota, Ichthyosporea, Ichthyophonida. The transcript is spliced from 5 exons. The record is from RefSeq and is a predicted model, not a curated record.
AUGUUUCCAUCGUCUGAAGGCACGGAAGUUAAAACUUACCCGCUUACAGCAUUUAUCCCGAGUUUUAAUGCUCAUCCUUCAUAUGUGCUUAAGACACUGAAGCGUAAGAAACGUCCAGUCGACCACCACGGAUCUACUGGACCUAAGCCCAAAACUCACAGGGCCCGAAACUGCCACGCAUUAGCCCCUCCAGCAAUUACAGGAGUGCAAUCUUUUCUACGGCAUGUAGAAGAACCACCGUACCCUCACCCGUCUCUGGCGCAUCUACAGAUGUUCCCCAUACCCCGGCUAAUCACGCUGUUGAAGAACUACUUCCAAAUUUCGGUCCAAACCCAGUCAUCGCGCUUGUUGGUUCCGCCUAUGAUACUUCUGAUCCAGGCCGUUGGCUCACCCCCAUCCUCGCCCCUCGACCGAAUUAUGGCGGAUAACCUGGUCCUACUCGCUAUUUCGUACUCUGCACUAACCCAUUCCGGGUACACUUUUUACGACAGUCCGCUGGCGACCGCGACCAGCAGAAAGACACAAGUACGUGUUUCUAAACCAGCACCACUGUUGGUUCCCUCUAUCCAGACUGCCAAUUGUCAGUGGACAAGUCUUCCCCUCCCACAUUCGACCAACAUGUUGGUCAGGCACGGGUUGACUGCCCACCAACAACCCCCCUGGUUAUGUGCAACACCCACAAACCCGCACAAACCAGUGUGGGUUGCUUGGGAGUAUUACAUUGUCUCAGAUAUCUCCAGCGAUGCUGAAAAGCAGGAAUUACAGGGAGUGCCAAUCCAGCAGUCCGAAUCCGAACUUCGGUAUGGUAAUGGCAGACGCCAGUCUCUUAGCAACGGUGGGCAUGACAACCGGCACCAUGCGGGAGGCCAUGACAACCGUCACCAGGCAAGUGGCAACUCCAGGUCGCCCUCUCGCGAUAGGCCGGCGGUAGCAACAUGUACUAAAUGUCAUCUCCGCCACAGGGACCCCGUGUGUCCUAUAUUCCAUACAUGUAAACAGGCUGGGCACUACUCAAACAAAUGUCCAAGAAAUGGCUCUGCUACGUCCUUUGAAACGGCUAUGGUCGAGUUCUACGUAGCAGAUUGUAUACCCAACGAUUGUGCUGUACUUUUCGGGUUCGACCAGAUGAAAGCAAAUCUUAUAGACACCACAUGGGACCGCACCCACCAACCACCACUGUUCCAACUGCUGCUGCCUCGCACCAGCUACCCAGUGGGAUUUUUGGUGCCACGUUCGCCGGAGGCUAUAGCUAAUAUAGACACACCACGGGUUUACGGACCACAGAUACCGGAGAAACCACCGGAGUAUGAUUUUCUGCAUCUCGAACGACUUUGCAAGAUCCUCAAUAAGUCACCGGAGGAACUCGCAUUGUUGUGCAGCCUGUAUAAUGAAGCAGCCUUCAAUAAGAAUAAUAAGAAAUCUAUUAAUGAAGUUGUUGUUAAGUUAAAACUCAAAUAG